AUGUCUAUCCGAAGGAAGGGCAAGAAUCCUCAAUCUGGCGGAAAGAAGAUAGAUAUCAUAGUCCCCGUCAUGGGUCCAACUGGAGCUGGAAAGAGCACGUUCAUAAACUUUGCAUUGGGGAGGGAGAUGACGAAGGCCGGACAUGGCACGACGUCUUGCACCUCCGACCCUCUCCCAAUUGUCCUAGAUAACCCAUUCCCUGGUGACCCCCACUUCAGGCGCUGCCGUUUGGUUCUCCUGGAUACCCCUGGCUUCGAUGACACCCACCAUGAGGACGUAGAAAUUCUGAGACGCAUCGCGAGAUGGCUAGAAAAGUCUUGCCGAGAAGGAAACCUCGUCGGCGGUGUACUUUAUUUCCAUGACAUAUCCGCAAAACGCUUCACUGGCACAGCCCGCCAGAACUUAGUGAUGUUUUCUCGCCUUUGCGGGCAAGAUGCUUUGGAGAAGACUGAGUUAGUCACCACGAACUGGGGGUCGGGUAGAACGGAAAUUCUUGAGCAACGGGAAAGUGAAAUGAAGGACGAGCAUUGGAGCCCCUUAAUUGAGAAGGGAGUCAAGGUGCGACGAUUCCUGAGAGACUCAGAAUCCGCUUUGGACGUCCUAAAUCACCUCCUGGGCCACAUCGACGUCGACAGCCUUCUCGACCUUCAGAUCCAAAAGGAGCUCCUCGAGUUCCGGAUGUCCAUCCCAGAAACUCAAGCAGGACAAGAGUUACGGUAUACUCUCAAACAGCUCCUUAAGAUGCAAAAUGAAACCGUGACACUAGAAAAGUCGCUCAUGCAGAACGGUGACUCCGAAGCACGGGCUAACCUCAAAGAUGCAGAGAAAAAGAUGCAGGAGCUUCAGAAUCAGGUCCAGGAGCUACGAGUGAAGCUCUCCCUUCCGAAGAAGCUCAUGAAGAUGUUUGGCCUCCUGGUGGGUGCUUUCCACAGGUGUUAUGUGAUUGCAGUGCUGAAGGAUAGCUACAGCCGACGCGUCGAAAAUCUUCCAGUCUAG
Messenger RNA from Cyclocybe aegerita, 996 nucleotides. NCBI's taxonomy places the organism in Eukaryota, Fungi, Basidiomycota, Agaricomycetes, Agaricales, Hemipholiotaceae. The record is from the annotation of a GenBank genome assembly.